AUUAAAUCCAUCCGGAAAUUCUAUUACCAAUUAAACCCCUUUUAAUCAACGAAUUAAGGAGAAAAAAAUCAACAAAAGCAUUUCAGAAGCUGAAGAAACAACACUGCAGUUUUUUUAUCAGUAAACUGCGACAAUUUUUCAAAUUUUCCUCAGCAGCAGAAAUGCUAAAGGCAUAUAAUAAUCUUCCGCCAUUGUUAACAUCACCCGUUACUGCUCUCAAGCUCUCAUUCAUCCCCACUCUCUCCCUCUCUUCUUCUUCUUCACCGACUUCCAAAUUUCAUACCAAUUUAUCCACAUUUGCCCCACUCAAUUUUCUACCCAAAACCCACAAACCCACCAAAUUUUCUUCUCAUUUUUUCAAUUGGGUCGCACCCUCUAUGCUCGGCCAUCAACACUCAUGUCCCAAAGCUGCUUCGUUCAGUUCAGGAAGUGGGUCUAGAGAUGGGAGAGAGAUUUUGGUGCAGCACUUGCUUGUUAAAGAAGAUGACCUUAAGCUGUUAGUGGAGCUUCAACAUAGAGUUGCUAGAGGAGAGGAUCUGAGUGAUCUUGCUGUGGAAUAUUCUAUAUGUCCAUCCAAAGACGAGGGGGGAAUGCUUGGGUGGGUCAAAAAGGGGGAAAUGGUGCCAGAAUUUGAGGAAACUGCUUUUGGUGCUCCUUUGAACAAAGUUGUAAAAUGUAAAACUAAAUUUGGGUGGCAUUUGUUGCAAGUUCUAUCUGAUAGAGAAGCAUCUGUAUUUGAAGACAUUCAGCCAAAUGAGUUUCAUGUUAAAAUGCAAGAUCCCGACUUUAUUGAGACAGCUCAACUGAUUGAUGUCCGAGAACCAGAUGAAGUAGAAAAAGCUUCGCUACAAGGUUUUCAGAUCCUUCCCCUCCGACAGUUUGGAAGCUGGGCAUCAGAAAUAACUACCAAGUUUGAUCCUCAAAAGGAUACCUAUGUUCUCUGUCACCAUGGCAUGCGGUCAUUACAGGUCGCUAAGUGGUUGCAGACGCAGGGUUUUAAAAGAGUAUUCAAUGUAGCCGGAGGAAUUCACGCUUAUGCUGUUAAGGUUGAUCCAUCAGUUCCUACUUACUGACAGAUUUUGCUAGAGAAUUUUUUGUAGAUUUUCGAUGUGCUAUAAUGUGAUUGACUCUGUGCUGCACAAAUGACGUGGUGGGCAGAGUCUGUAAGAAUUUUUCGGUUUUGCUAUUUCAGUAUCAAAUUCCAUGCCAAAGACUAUGGAAGUCUAAUUGUCAAAUUUCCGGUUCACAUCUACAAUUUUAUAUCAUUGUUAUUUUUAACCAAAAAAACAAAAUUUUGCAGCUUCAACAUUCGAAUUUAGUUAAUGUUUCUGAAUUUA
This is a messenger RNA of Mercurialis annua (annual mercury), 1337 nucleotides long. Its product is annotated as rhodanese-like/PpiC domain-containing protein 12, chloroplastic. Gene Ontology annotation, molecular function: peptidyl-prolyl cis-trans isomerase activity. The record is from RefSeq and is a predicted model, not a curated record. The coding region runs from base 162 to 1073 and encodes 303 amino acids. Lineage: Eukaryota; Viridiplantae; Streptophyta; Magnoliopsida; Malpighiales; Euphorbiaceae. The transcript has 8 exons.